Messenger RNA from Paramecium tetraurelia, 420 nucleotides. RefSeq lists its product as uncharacterized. The record is from RefSeq and is a predicted model, not a curated record. NCBI's taxonomy places the organism in Eukaryota, Ciliophora, Oligohymenophorea, Peniculida, Parameciidae. The transcript has a single exon.
AUGUUGUAUGAUCCAACCACUUAUAAAGGAAUAAAAGGUGGCACCUAAUUCAAUGAAACUGAAUUCUUUUAAGCCAUAGCCAAUAAAGCCCCUAAAAGCAGGUCUAUUCAAUCCAAUUUAAGGGUUAAAAAUCAAACAAAGGUUCUUUUUAGCAACUAAAAAUAAUCUACUUAAAGUGCAGAAAAAAAGUACAGAGUACCAAAAAUAAAAUCUCCUUUAAAAUUCAAAGCCUAUUAAUAAAGUGAAUCUUCUUGCUCUUUAAAUUGUGAGGAAUAUAUUUCGAAAAUAAAAGAAUGGAAUUAAAAUAUCAGGAAUAAGAUAGCAAAAACACAAUAGUCUUCUCCACCUAAGAAAGGCAUACUCGACUAAUGCAUUGACUCAUAUAUGAAGAAAUAGAAAUUUAAACAAAUUAUGACAUGA